AUGUCCGACAACAAGAUGCGCCCUGAAGAUCUUCCCAUGUGGCUUCCCCUCCGAGAGGGGUGUGAAUGGGACUCGAUCUUCAACAUGCACGAGUGCUUCGACCCGGAGUACGACACGCUCCCACUUGUGCUUCUCCGACUGGCUUUCUGGGCUUUUGCAGUGAGCCCGCGGUUCCUGUGGUGGUUGCUGAUGCUCUACCACUUCCGGAGGCUGAUCAACACCUCCAGGGCCGUGGUGUUCCUGCAGUCCGUUACGGCGGCGGCCCUCUGCCUCAUCCCCUGGAUCUGGCAGAGCGACUACUCACGCCUGAGGUCGCAGACAGAGCCUUUUUUUGCCAAUUGUUGGCAGCUCUGGUUCCUCCUUUCCUCGCCAAACAUUUUGUUUUCGGCGUACCACCUCCCCGGAACCAUUCGGGACGGCAUAGUUCUCGCAAGAGACUAUGCCUACCGUUGCAUGGACCUGGAGAUUCUGUUCCCAGAGCCGGGUGAGGUGAACCUCGACGCUGAUCCCAGGGACACGGCUGGGGAAGCCUUCUUUAAGAAGCUCCUCACCGAGGACCGGGAGAGGCGUCGCAGGAAGGAGAGUGAGGAGCAAGCCACACGAGAGCACGAGUUGGCGAUGCGGGAGCGGGAACGGGAGGUGAGGGAGAGGGAGGUAGUAAGGCAGAAGGAGCUCGAGGAUCGACGCCGACAGCGAGAGAGGCGUGACGAGGCUGCCAGACAGGAGGAGCAGCGAAGGGGUUAUGACCCCGACGCUGCCUUCUCCGGUCUGGCGGCCAUCUUUCGUCGCACCGACCGUCGUUGGCGUCCUCGAGUUCCGGAACCUGAGCCCGAACUCGAACUCGCCAGGGUCAAGGUGCAAGAUCCUAGGUCGAAGGGUUCCCGAAAGGUCAUCGCGUUUUACAGCCGCGGUACCCAGACGGAGCCUCGAGACUUUCCCGGGGAGCGAGCAUCGGGCGAGGCAUCCUCAUCGAGGUAUACCUCAAACGGUGUUCAGACGGACUCGAUGACCGAGGAGAAGCAGCACAAGGCCCCUGCUUCCAAGCCACAGAAGAAGGCCGCUUCAUCUCCCGCAAGGGAUCCUCAACCUUCGAGACCGACUCCCACUCCUGCUCCAGAGUCUCCCAUGGUCAAGCAGACCGACGAAGAGCCCUCCGAGAGGCCACAGCCUCCUGCGUCGGCUUCCCCCAGACCCUCCGCGCCCAGAUCAUCGGCGUCUCGACAGCUUGUCCGGUCUCCGACAACGCUGUUCGGGGCGAGGGUGUCGACCAACCUCCAAGGUCGUCGCCCUCGUAGCCAUGUGAGGGCAAGGGGGCGUUUGGGGCGAGGUCGUCCAGGACGGCUGUUUGGCUCUCCCGCUGCCGCUGGAGGAAGGGUCGACGAGACCCCUUCGAAGUCAUCGGAGUCUUCGACUCGAGAAGGCGAGCAAGUCCAGGAGCAGGCCGCCGACACCACCGCCGCCGCCGACCCCAUCCCCCUCGUCCAGGAUGCUCCGGACACCACCAGCUCGUCCUUCAAGAGACCCGAGGACUUCGAGGACUUCGAAGAGUGGCUCAACUCUUCCCUUCCUCCCUCCGAUCUCGAUGGCACCGACCCGUUCUCCCAGCCCGUGGCUUCGGCUGCAGCUCAGCCGACCACCACCACCACCUCGAACGACCUUCCCGGCUUGCCAGACGACGACGAGACCAUGGCCCUCGGAGACCUUCUCGGUUCGGCUCUCGGAGAGAUGAGCCUGCGCGACGACGCCGAGGUUCGCUCGACCAGCGACCUCAUGGAUCUUGACUCCAACCAAGACCCCGAGGAGAGUACCGUCGGCCAGGAGCAGCUGGCAUCAGAGAUGGAGAUCGUCGUUGGUGACGACUCCGGAGAUGCUGGUCCCCUCCCUAGCCUCUCAUCUGAGAUGGACUGGGAGGAGGAGGAGGGCUUAGACAUCGCCAUGUGCGAUGUCGAAGCCCUCCCUGCACCACCGACGGCUCUCGCUCCAUCCACUCUCUCUCCGUCAACCGCUCUCACACCAUUCACGACUCCCGCUGCACCAACGACUCCUUUUCCCGCGCUGCCGCGAACGCCUCCUCCUGAGAACAGGAGGGCGAGCCCACCACAGCCGACAGCAGCCCCUCGGCGCUGGGAAGCCGAUGACGAAGAGAUGGGGGCAACAGGCCCCGAGCAGGAGGAGCUCGAUGAGCUCGAGAGAGACCUGAUCGCAGCGUUCGAAGAGAACGAUAGCAGCGAUGUGGAAACAGUCCUACAUGUUUCCCCAAGACCACCUCACCACACUCUACCCUCAACCAACGAUGACCAACCCCCUCUCGUUGAUCCAGCACUCUUCGCAAGCACUGUUACGACCGCGCCUCAGUCCUCAACCAACCAAGCCCCUGCAAACCCUGAUAAACCACAAGAAGCCAGCCAGGCAGAGAUGGCCAAGCGACACAUCUUGAAGCCCAGAUCUCGCCGGUCCAAGGACACAGGCAGCGCCCCUUCUCAGUCAAGACAGACAACACUACAGUCCGUUUCCGAGAACAAAGAACAGGAGCAAGAGCAAGCCGUGAUGGACAACACCGCUCAGAACCUCGUCCUGCUGGCAGGACUUACAGAUAUUCCCGUUGGUGACAGUACCCAACCCCAGCAAACAACUCCCGUUGCACCUCCGUCUGCAGUUCAAGAGACAACUGCCAGGUCCACAACAACUCGUGGCAAUAACCCUACACCUCCUCUCCAACCUCAACAGAACAUACCUACUUCCACCGCGGCGAACCAGCCUGCGCAUAUCCCAGCUGUUCAGAACGGCAGCUUGACCCUCCCAGGAGGCAACACUAUCACCAACGCGCCAACCCAGACAGCUCCUCGCCAACAGCAACAGAACGCAUCCAGUUCCACCGCCGCGAGUCAACCUGAGCAUGUUUCAUCUAUUCAGAAUGGCAGCUUGACCUUUUCAGGAGGCAACAUAACUACCAACGCGCCGACCCCUACACCUUCUCGCCAACAGCAGCAGAACAUACCUACUUCUACCACUGCGAAUAAGUCUGAGACUAUUCCAGCUAUCCAGAUGGGCGGCUUGACCCUCCCAGGAGGCAAUACUAUUAUUAACGCUCCCACACCUACACCUUCUCGCGAACAACAGCAAGACAUAACUACUUCCACCGCAGUGAGCCAACCUGGGCAUGUCCCAGCUAUCCACAUGGGCGGCUUGAUCCUCCCAGGAGGCAACAGAAUCGCCAACACGCCCACCCCUCCACCUCCUCCCCAACCUCAACCUACUUCCACCGGCACGAACCAGCCUGCGCAUGUCCCAGCUAUCCAUAUGGGAGGCUUGAUCCUUCCAGGAGGCAACAGUUCCAUCACCACGCCGACCCCGACUACUCAGCAGGAUGCUCCCAAGCCAAACCCUACCCCACAAGGUCUCCCGAGAAAGGGAUCCAUACUCUCAGACACCCUCAUCACCGAUUCUCCAGAGCAGAUGACACCAAGUCAGACACCUGGUAGACGCGAUUCGACCCCUGCCAGAACUCCCAAGGACCUCGGAGAGGCUGAACUCCAGAGGGCGCUCAGACGACAGCAGGCGAAGAAGGGAAAGAAACCUCAGCUGUUCCACUCCAAGAGAAGCAACGCAUCCUCAUCCGCGACGACUUCAUCUCCAACUACACCUAUCAGACAAGGAUCUACAGACCCCGCAAUGGAGGCAGAGUCUUCAGACGCCGCAGCGCAGAGACUACUGAGCGGGUCUAACUCUAAGAAGGUCACAGUUGUUCAAUCGUCAUCGGUGCCACAGCAUUUGCGAGAUCAGGAACGAGACCAUUACGAAUCUCAGAGAGAAUCUUUGAGGAGGAACGGCGAUCUAUGA
Fusarium keratoplasticum is the source of this 3840-nucleotide messenger RNA. RefSeq lists its product as uncharacterized. Bases 1 to 3840 code for a protein of 1279 amino acids. The record is from RefSeq and is a predicted model, not a curated record. The transcript has a single exon. NCBI's taxonomy places the organism in Eukaryota, Fungi, Ascomycota, Sordariomycetes, Hypocreales, Nectriaceae.